AUGAUGUCACCUGUAAGAAAUCGAAGCAGCAGGCCCACUUUUAUUCUCCUGGGGUUUUCAGAGUAUCCAGAACUGCAGGUUCCACUUUUCCUGCUUUUCUUGUCCUUUUACACAGUUACUGUGGUGGGAAAUGUGGGCAUGAUCGUAAUCAUCAAGAUCAAUCCACAAUUCCACACAAUCAUGUACUUUUUCCUUAGCCAACUGUCCUUCAUAGAUUUCUGUUUUUCCAGUGUAGUGACACCUAAACUGUUGGAGAACUUGGUUGUGGAAGACAGAACCAUUUCUUUCACUGGUUGUAUUAUGCAGUUUUCUUUUGCUUGCAUUUUUGGAGUGGCAGAAACCUUUAUGUUAACAGCAAUGGCCUAUGACCGUUUUGUGGCCAUUUGUAACCCUCUGCUCUAUGCCGUUACAAUGUCUCAGAAGCUGUGUACUCUUCUGGUGGUGGGGUCCUACAUGUGGGGCAUAGUGUGCUCCCUGAUACUGACAUAUUUUCUUCUUUCACUAUCUUACCAUGAUUCUAGCAUCAUAAAUAACUUCAUCUGUGACCAUUCAGUAAUUGGUUCUGUGUCCUGCUCAGACCCAUAUAUCAGCCAGAUGCUAUGUUUUAUCAUUGCUGUGUUCAAUGAGACGAGCAGCCUGAUUAUUCUUACGUCUUACGCACUCAUUUCCAUCACUGUUAUGAAGAUGACUUCAGCAACAGGGCGUCGGAAAACCUUCUCCACCUGCACCUCCCACCUGACAGCCAUCACCAUCUUCCACGGCACCAUCCUGCUCCUCUACUGUGCUCCUAAUGCUACAACUUCUUGGGUGAUAGUAAAAGUGGCUUCAGUGUUUUACACGGUGGUGAUUCCCAUGCUGAAUCCAUUGAUCUAUAGUCUUAGGAACAAAGAUGUGAAAGAAGCAUUCAGAAAAUUCGUUUUCACAAAAUCUCAUUGUCGUGUGACCUAA
Molecule: messenger RNA, 948 nt
Organism: Heterocephalus glaber (naked mole-rat)
Lineage: Eukaryota; Metazoa; Chordata; Mammalia; Rodentia; Bathyergidae
Source: RefSeq, a predicted model, not a curated record